Molecule: messenger RNA, 1766 nt
Organism: Arabidopsis arenosa
Lineage: Eukaryota; Viridiplantae; Streptophyta; Magnoliopsida; Brassicales; Brassicaceae
Source: the annotation of a GenBank genome assembly
AUAUAUAUAAUAAAGCCUUGCAACAAGUAGUCAGUACCUCAAACAAAAAUCAGAUCAGCCAUACAUGGAUCUACCUCAGCUUUUUCUUCUCUCUGCUCUCUUUAUUUUCUCUGUUUCAUACUUAAUAAAGUCUCUGCUUCGUCCCAAGAACAAGAAGACUACGGCACCUAUGAUCCCCGGAGCCUGGCCAUUGCUCGGCCAUUUACAUUUAUUUGACACCGUAAACCCAACUCACGUUACGUUUGGGGAAAUGGCUGACGUCUAUGGACCGGUGUUCAUGGCAAAGCUUGGCUCUCUCAACGUCAUGGUCAUAAACAGCAAAGAGGUCGCCAAAGAGAUCUACACGGUCCACGACAAGCUACUAGAACGGCCAGAACUUACCGCGUCUAAGAUUCUUGGCUACAACGACUCGUUCUUGACCUUUAGUCCUUAUGGUCUUUACUGGAGAGAGAUGCGGAAGAUCGCAGCAUCCGAGCUUUUUUCGACCUCGGGAAUUGAUAUGCUCAUGUUUAGUAGAGCACGUGAAGCUGACUUGGCAUUUGGAAAUUUAUACGGUAGGUGGGAGCAAAGAGGUAAGCCUAAAGAAGGAGUCUUGGUGGAUAUGAAGCAAGAGUUCAUAGAUCUAACUGCCAACAUCUCGUUAAUGAUGGUCGCGGGGAAGAGAUACUUUGGUGAAAACCCUAACUGCGAAGUGAAAGAAGCUAGGAGAUGCGGGAAGCUGAUUCGCGAGUUUUUGGAUUAUUUCUCACUAUUUUUGUUGUCUGAUGUGGCACCGGUUCUAGGUUUGUUGGAGUGGAAGAUCAAGAGAGGAAUGAAGAGAACGGCUAAAGAGUUAGAUAAAAUUACUGAAGUUUGGGUUGAAGAACACAAGAACAAGAGGAGAGAUCACGGUAGGAGUGAAACUGACUACUUGGAUAUACUCAUUGAGACAUUGGGAGGAGACAAGAUUCCGGGUUUGAGCGAUACUCACACGAAAAUCAAAGCCCUCUGCCUCAACUUGGUAUUGGCUGGGAGCGAGACGGCCAUUGUGGUUCUGGUUUGGGCGGUAUCCUUGCUCUUGAACAAUCCGCAUGUAUUGAGGAAAGCUCAGGAGGAGCUGGACAGUAAAAUCGGAAAAGAGAGAGUUGUGGAAGAGUUAGAUAUCAAAGAUUUGGUUUACCUCCAAGCCAUUGUCAAGGAGACAUUUCGCCUGUAUCCACCAGUCCCUCUCAUUGCUUAUAGAGAUGUGAUGGAAGAUUUCGACAUUGCAUGUUGCAACUGUCAUGUGCCUGCAGGGACACAAUUGAUGGUGAGUGCAUGGAAGAUUCAUAGGGAUCCAAGUGUUUGGUCCAACCCCGAACAGUUUGAGCCAGAGAGAUUCUUGACUUCUAAUAGAGAAGUGGACGUUGGUGGGCAGAGUUACAAGUUUUUUCCGUUCGGUUUGGGACGAAGGUCAUGCCCCGCGAUCCCUCUAGGUAUGAAGAUGGUGCACUAUCUCCUAGCUAGGUUUUUGCACAGCUUUGACUUGGCGAGACCAUCGAGCCAAGAUGUGGACAUGACAGAGAGCAAUGGAUUGGUCAAUCACAAAGCCAAUCCUCUUGAAGUCUUUAUCACUCCUAGGCUUCAUAAAUCCAUAUACGAAGUUGAUCACAUAGGGAUUGAUAAUUAGUACAUUGUUCGUUGGCCACUGAGCUAAACAAAAGAAUGUCGAGGUCGUUCCAUGAUUCCAAAUUUGUUAUGCUAUUUGUGGAAGAUUAAUCCCAUGAAAAUAAAAGCAUUUUGAAUAU